UUGUGAAAUAAAUGGCUCAAUUAAUUAUGAUGCACGUGAUAGCGGGUGAGCUACCUUACCUAGGACCGUCAUUGCUUAUCUUAUCAAGGAGAUGCUUUCGCCCGAACGUACCUUACUUCGUGCUUGCCUACCUCAUGAAUCAACGGCUCGGGAGCCCACGAGACGACAGAUACCAUCAUCAAACCCUAGGCACGUCUUAGUACUAACCCAGCACCAAAACACGCGCCUCAAGAGAACCUCCUCUUAUUGUCUCGCCAAAUCAUUUCAUCAUGUCCACCGCUGCCCGUCGUCGUUUGAUGCGUGACUUCAAGCGCAUGCAAACUGAUCCUCCUGCUGGUGUCUCUGCAUCUCCAGUUCCCGAUAACGUGAUGACUUGGAACGCUGUCAUUAUAGGGCCAGCCGACACGCCCUUCGAGGAUGGCACAUUCAGAUUGGUGAUGCAUUUUGAGGAACAAUACCCCAACAAGCCACCAGCCGUCAAGUUCAUUAGCCAGAUGUUCCACCCCAAUGUCUAUGCCACCGGAGAGCUCUGCCUGGAUAUUCUACAGAACCGCUGGAGCCCGACGUAUGAUGUUGCUGCCAUCUUGACGAGCAUCCAGAGCCUCCUUAACGAUCCCAAUACCGGCUCUCCCGCAAACGUCGAGGCAUCUAAUCUAUACAAAGACAAUCGGAAGGAGUACACCAAGAGGGUUCGGGAGACAGUUGAGAAGAGCUGGGAUGACUAAGUGACUCUCCGCGGAGCAUCGUGAUCAACACAAAUCACCGUACCAUGGAUCACCGUCCCGACGACUCACCGGCAAGGGCUGUAUACGCA
Pseudomassariella vexata is the source of this 814-nucleotide messenger RNA. Its product is annotated as ubiquitin-conjugating enzyme/RWD-like protein. Gene Ontology annotation, molecular function: ubiquitin conjugating enzyme activity. The record is from RefSeq and is a predicted model, not a curated record. The coding region runs from base 270 to 725 and encodes 151 amino acids. Gene Ontology annotation, cellular component: HULC complex. Gene Ontology annotation, biological process: protein polyubiquitination; DNA repair; proteasome-mediated ubiquitin-dependent protein catabolic process. The transcript is spliced from 4 exons. Lineage: Eukaryota; Fungi; Ascomycota; Sordariomycetes; Amphisphaeriales; Pseudomassariaceae.